This is a messenger RNA of Oryzias melastigma (Indian medaka), 1558 nucleotides long. It is a transcript of the gene nme3, whose product is annotated as NME/NM23 nucleoside diphosphate kinase 3. NCBI's taxonomy places the organism in Eukaryota, Metazoa, Chordata, Actinopteri, Beloniformes, Adrianichthyidae. Gene Ontology annotation, biological process: CTP biosynthetic process; GTP biosynthetic process; UTP biosynthetic process. Gene Ontology annotation, molecular function: nucleoside diphosphate kinase activity. The record is from RefSeq and is a predicted model, not a curated record. The transcript is spliced from 6 exons. Bases 320 to 862 code for a protein of 180 amino acids.
AAGGAGAAACAUGUGGCUCCAGACCCUCAGCAUUAAUUUCUUGGUAGCCUAUAAUCGCUUGGAUUUUUAUUUUAUUUUAUUUUGUUUAUUUAUUUUGGCACAUUUGUGCUUCCAUACAGUUCCAGCGCCACGUGUUCUCUCUUUGGCGGCGUUACUUAGCAACGCUCCUCCGCUCCGCGCGCUUGCGUGCUCUCAUUCAGACGGAUAAGUUGUGCUCCCGUCCUCCAGCGACGAUGAUUUGCCUGUUUCUGUCCAUCGUAUCCUACAUUUUUCAGUCAGCUCGUUAGUCUGGAGAAGCUGCCACUAGUGGAACACCGCAAUGAGGCCGAAAAAGAGGUCACUGCUCGACCUGCAGGAGGUGGAGGGUUUGGAGCAGAAACACGCAAAGAUCGAGGAAUCCGCUUGGACCGGGGUGAAUGAGCGCACCUUCGUCGCCGUGAAGCCGGACGGCGUGCAGCGGAAGCUGGUGGGGGAGAUCGUGCGUCGCUUUGAGAAGAAAGGGUUUAAGCUGGUGGGCCUCAAACUUGUGCAGGCAUCAGAGGAUAUUCUUAGGGAACACUACUGGGAUCUGAGGACUAAGCCCUUCUACAACAGACUUAUAAGCUACAUGAGCUCAGGACCAGUUGUUGUAAUGGUCUGGCAGGGCCUGGAGGUGGUCAAGACUGCACGCAAGAUGUUGGGGGAGACCAACCCAGCCGAGUCUCUGCCAGGAACCAUACGAGGAGAUUAUUGUGUGGAAGUGGGCAAGAACGUGAUCCAUGGCAGCGACUCCGUGGAGAGCGCUCAGAGGGAAAUCUCUCUGUGGUUUGGUCCGAACGAGCUUCACCGCUGGAGGAGCAGCAGCAGCCAGUGGAUCUACUGACAAACGCUGUGUAGAAACUAUUCUCUGGUUUGAAAUUAGGGUAUUAUUGUUAAAAAAUGAUAGUCGUACAUCAGACAAAUCUGGCUUUGGUGCUUUGUAGCUAGACAAUAGUAGAAGGCUUAAUUCUGCACUUCUGAAUUUGUUACAAGUAGCUGCACUACAGUAUUUGAUAGAUUAAUCAAACUGAGUAGAAUAUUAAAAAAAAUACAAUUUCAAGUAAACAUAUCCACAAUUUUUUUUAUAACAACUUUUCUAUACAUUUUUGGAGUAAACGUUUAUAAUCUUUGUAAACAAAGUUUCUCCUUUUUAAGUAUAAAUCACUACGUUUAUUAAAAGUUGUUUUAAAUAAUCAAAACUGUUUUUAGAAUAGAAAAUUGUCAAAUAAGUUGAAAUUCAGUGGUUCGGCAGUGAUAACCAGUCUUAUUGACUGAAUAAGAACUUUUAGAAACCUUUAAAAUUUCGUUUUAAGCUUAUCCUACAUUAUAAAUGCAUUUCUACUUUCACAAUUGUUGUAUUAUCGCAUUUUUGUUACUUUGAAAUACUUGAAUGUAAAGUUUCCAGCUUUUCUAAGGCUUUAAAGCUUAUUACGGUUUGUAAUUUAGUGCAGAAAUCAAGUUUACUUUUACCAAAAAUGCAGCUUUUGAAUAGAAUUUGUGAGAAUAUCCUUUCAAAAACUCAAUAAAACAAAGCUUUUUU